This is a messenger RNA of Aspergillus brunneoviolaceus CBS 621.78, 4798 nucleotides long. RefSeq names its product cytoskeletal protein-binding protein SLA1. NCBI's taxonomy places the organism in Eukaryota, Fungi, Ascomycota, Eurotiomycetes, Eurotiales, Aspergillaceae. Bases 240 to 4736 code for a protein of 1498 amino acids. The transcript has 10 exons. Gene Ontology annotation, cellular component: endoplasmic reticulum lumen. The record is from RefSeq and is a predicted model, not a curated record. Gene Ontology annotation, molecular function: identical protein binding; cytoskeletal protein binding; ubiquitin binding. Gene Ontology annotation, biological process: endoplasmic reticulum unfolded protein response; retrograde protein transport, ER to cytosol.
UGCUAUGGCAAUGCUGAUAGCAGCGCUACGAUCAUCAGUGUCGGCUUCCUGCCAAUAGUCAACGCUGACGAACUGUACUAUGUGACUGAACUUACUUGCCUGUUACUUUUCAACCCAUCGCCGCAAUCCGAAGCCUCAAUCUCCAUCAUCCCCGAUAAGGCCAGAUCGUCGCAUGCGACGCUCCGAGACUCGGGCCAACCUACCAAAAGUCAUUUCUAUAGAGCUCCAUCAAACUCAAGAUGGCCCGCCAGAAUCGCAUUCUCACUUCACUACUCGUUCUGGCAGGUGCUAGCUCAACUGUAGGGGCUAGCAAAAAGUCGUUCAGUGUCCACGAUGACCUCCUAGCCUUCCCCCAGUUCCAGGUCCUUUUCCCCGACGAAUACGUCCUAGAACCCCAGGCUCGGGAGCUUCUUGAAGGCCACAGCAGUCUUUCCUCCUUCGAGAACUCACAAGAAGGAAUCUCGGGGCAGAAACGCUCGCAGGUCUAUCUCGGAUUGAACAACCCUGACUUCGAUCAACAAGAUGAAUCUCCCGAUAGCCUCGACACUGGAGAUUAUACCCUAGAAGAGAUGAUUCUCGGGGACCAGCGAUACCUUUGCCAAAUACCGCAGGUGCAGCUUGACGAGCGGGUCAAUGGGACGGGGAACGACACAGCCGAAGCUGACGAGCGAAAGGAGCUGGCGCGGGCCACGGACCGUGGUCUGGAGCUACUGCGCGAGAUGGAAGGAAAGUGCAUGUACUAUAUCUCCGGCUGGUGGUCCUACUCGUUCUGCUACAAGGAGAAGGUCAAGCAAUUUCACGCUCUCCCGUCGGGCAGCGGGGUGCCUAAUUACCCACCCAUGGAGGAUCCCACGACGCAGUCGUUUGUUUUGGGCCGAUUCCCACUGGGUGGUGGGAAAGGUGCCGAGGAAGAGGAUGACUUCGCACAUACGGGAGAAUCUACGCACAAGAAGGCGACCGCUAGUACCACUGAUGUUGCGGAACUCCAAACUAAAGGCGGAUCUCGCUACCUCGUCCAGCGCCUGGAUGGUGGCACACGAUGUGAUCUGACGGGACGACGUCGCAAGAUUGAGGUCCAGUUUCACUGUCAUCCCCAGUCGACAGACCGUAUCGGCUGGAUCAAGGAAACAGCUACCUGCUCGUACUUGAUGAUCAUCUACACGCCCCGGCUGUGCAACGAUGCCGUGUUCCUUCCACCCCAACAGGAUGAGAUUCACGAGAUUGAGUGCCGGCAGAUCCUCACGCCGGAUCAGGUAUCCGACUGGAAAGCGUUACGGGAGGCCCUCAUCGCCCAGGAGCACGCCGAGGAUGCCGGCCUGACGCAGGAGCCCUUCCCAGUUGUGGGUGACAUCGAAGUUGGGGCGCAGAGAUUAGUCGGUUCGGAAGGCAAGAAGAUUGAGAAAGGCCGAGUUGCGUCGGCGGGCGAAGCAAAGGUGGAUAUCGUGGCCAAGCGUGAGAAUGGACAAGUGUACCAAAGGACUCGCGAAGAGCUGCUGAAGUACGACAUUGACCCGGACAAGUUGGAGGAUCUGAAAAAAGGCGUGGACGAGAUGGCGGAAGGCAAGGACUGGAAGCUAGAAUUGAUCACAGUCAACGGCGAGCGUCACUUAAAUGUGCUUCUGGAGGAGCCCGAACAGGCGCAGGUGGAAGAUGAUCAAGGGCCCUCGGUACACGUGACCUCGUUUGGCCCCAGCGAUGAUCAGUAUAAGCUAGACAAGCCAGGCAAUGAGGCUGCAGACUCGAAGGCAGCAACCGCAGAGGACGAAGAGGUCUCUUUCUCCGAAGAUGCUGACUUGAUUGUGUAUGACACCUCCGAUCCCGACUGGACGCUAGUGGGUGUCAAUGGAGAUUUUGGCUUCGCCCCCGCAAACUAUAUCGAGAUCGUGGAAGAUGCAGGCCACGCUGCUGCCCCUUCGGCCCCAUCGCAUGUACCGGAUGAAUAUGAACCGGAACCGGAAUAUGAACCUGAACCUGAACCCGCGCCUCCCACGCUUCCGCAGCGACCGGUCGUGACCGCGGAUGAGGUGAACGAGGCUCGCGCCCCUUCGCCAAUCGACACCGUGCAGAACCCUGCUGCUGCUGCCAUUGCCAAUAUCAUCCACCAGCAACACGCCUCCCCCGUCGAGUCUGAACCACCCCGCACUGUACCUCCGCCACCUCAGCCGGCGCGUCCGACAUACGAACCCGAGGAGGACUAUCGCAGGGAACCUUCGCCGCCGCCCCCGGCUCUUCCGCAGCGUCCCCCAUCAGAAUUCAUCUCAUCGCCUGUGCGCGUAGAGUCGCCUCGCGAGCCCGUUCAGCCCCGACAUGUAUCGCUCCGAAGCAAUGAUAGCGAGGGCCACGUGAAGGAAUCUCCUCCCUACAACAGAGUGGGCCAUCCUACUCCGCGUUCCCCGUCGGGUUACCAUAUUUAUACUAUCAACGAGAUGGUCGAGGUCAUGGGCAAGCGAAAGAAGAUGCCCACGACUUUGGGUAUCAAUGUUGCAACGGGAACUAUCUUCAUCUCGCCAGAAGAAGAUGGUGCAGUGCAGGAGUGGACGGCGGACAAGCUGACCCACUACUCUAUCGAGGGCAAGCACGUCUUCGUGGAUCUUAUUCGCCCCAGCAAGAGUAUUGAUUUCCAUGCUGGAGCGAAAGAUACAGCUCGUGAGAUUGUUUCCGCCCUCGGAGAGAUUUCGGGUGCAUACCGCGCCGAAGGACUCCGGGAGGUCAUUGCCGCCGGCACCAGCGGAGGUCAGAAGAAGGGCCAGAUUUUUUACAUCGAGAUUACAGGUACCGUCACCAGCCCGCCACCGGGGGGUGCUGAACCAGGCUUGUCCACAGUGGAGAAGAACCGCAUGGAAGAAGCACGUCUCACAAAGGAGGCGUCCCGGAAAUCGAAAACCGACUCGAUGGCGGCGGAUAUGCGAAGUCCGGAGCGCCAGAAACGGGACAGCAAAUCUAGCCACAAAUCGAAACCCGAUCCUACGAAGGUUAGACAAUGGACCGACCGCACGAAGACUUUCACCGUUGAGGCCCAGUUCAUCGGGUUGAUGGACGGUAAAAUUCACUUGCACAAACAGAAUGGGAUCAAGAUUGCCGUGCCCAUCAUGAAGAUGUCGGUAGAAGACCUGGAAUACGUCGAAAAGCUGACUGGAGCCUCUCUGGACGAAGACAAGCCUUUGUCUGACAUCAAGCGCCGUUCUCAGCGCAUUGAGCCCGAAAAGACUCGAAGCUCGUCUGACGGCAAGCAGAAUGGUGCUUCUUUCCAGCAGUCUGACUACGAUUGGUUCGACUUCUUCCUGAAGGCCGGUAACUUCAUCAAGGACUCCAUGGAUGAGGGAAUCCUUCCGGACAUCACCCCCGAAGAGGGCGAUAUCCUGCGGGUAAUGCGCUACUUGGACAACAUGUUUGGCCGGACAGGUGCCAACUUCGGAGGCGAGGAAGUCAUCGACGAGGAAGGGGCUGGCGGCCUUUUCUCUGGCAGACCUGCACCUAAUACGCCAGCAAGCGAUGUGGUUGACCCGAAGGCCUUCGAGCAGAAGGAUGGCUCGAAGCCUGCCGAGCGCAGUGACACUCCGCCUGCCUCUGCAACUGCGCCGGAACCAUCAGUGCAAAAGGGCUUCGACGACGAUGCCUGGGAAGUCAAGCAACCCAAACAGGCUCCCACCACUGCUGCUCCCGCUGCGCCGGCGACUACAUCAAGCCCCCCUCCGGCUGCGUCUACACCGACUACGAGCCAACCUCCGGCUGCACAACCGCUUACAGGUGCAAUGGCAGAGCUCUCUUUACUUCAGGCUCCCCUUCAACCCACCCCGGCGCCUGCCCCCGCGCCUGCGCCUCAGUCGCCGCCCGCAGCGCCACCGGCCAUUCAACCUCAACCUACCAUUCAACCUCAGCAUACGAUUCAGCCUCAGCCUACCAUCCAACCUCAGCCCACUGCUGUGCCUGCACCCCAACUACAGCCGCAGGCGACGGGUGCUUCACCUAGUUUCUUCGCACAGCUCGGACAGCCACAGGCCGCUCAAGCCUUCAAUCCUCAGGUAACCGGGUUCCAGUCGGCUGCAAGACAGCGUCCACAAGCGCCACAAACCCCACUGGGAGGCAAUUCGUUGCUCCCACCCCCGCCUCAACGACCUCUCUCAGCCCCUCAAAAUUUCCCUCAGCAGCCGAGCUCAUUUGGGCUCCCUACACUGCAGCCUCAGCUGACUGGGGUUCCUCAAUCGGGCCCGCAGAUUGCCCCGCCGGGUCAAAGCUUGGCCGAGCUGAAUCAACAACGGUUCCAGCCAUCCCUGCAACAGCCUCAACCGACCGGAUUCAUGCCGCAAGCUCAACUCCAGAACGGGCUGAUGCCGCAGCCAACCGGGUUCCAGCCGCAAUCGCAAUUUGGAAUCCAGCAGCAGCAGCAGCAGACUGGCUAUCCUGGCUUGGCACCGCAACCGACCGGGUUUGGGGGUUUCCAGCCACAGCCGCAGCAGCCAAUGCAGACAGGCAUCAAUUCGGUCCUGCCGCCGCCUUUGCAGCCUCAACCCACUGGCAUGAACGGUUUCAGCAGUAUGCCAUACAGUGGACCAGCUCCGCCAUUGCCACCUAUCCCUCACCAGCCGACUGCUACACCACUGCAGCCCCAGAAGACUGGCCCCGCCCCUCCCAUCCGAUUCGGUGUGAAGCAUGACGCUCCUAAGAAGCUGGCCCCGCAGCCGACAGGCCUCCGAGCCAACCUUGCGCAAGCUAGUAAGUUCAGCCUUCAACAAUGACCCCACACUUACAGAUUUCUGACCAGUACACUACUUUCUAGCACCUACCAAUCCGUUCGGGU